AUGGCUUUAUUCCUCUUGCUUAUACUGACCUCUCUGUGUACUGUGGGCCAGACGGCCCUCACUCUCGGCGACUGUGGGAACGAGGCCAGGCGGCCAGCAUAUACUGAUAUCGCAGUGAUGUGUGGUACAAGACACAUUGAAUUGGCUAUUCAGAUCUGUCCCGUCAUUUACACUGGCUACAAUGCGAGCUUACUGAGACUGAACCAUAUAAGUGACGAUGUGGCCUGCCAGAGCACAUUGGACACCACAGUGUUCCCCCCGGUGGCCAGAUUCAAGUUUCCCAUCAGAGAGUUAAAUGCCUGUGGCAGCAACUUUAGGACGACCAGCGCCCCAGGGACUGGAGUCUUCUCAGACUUUUCCAACAUCCAAACUGUUAACAUCAGUGGGAUUGUUCGCUCGUAUGACCCCACCACUGGGACCAUCACCUACAAUGCAGAGCUCAAGUAUUACUACUCUUGUGCUUACCCGCUGGAGUACCUCAUCAACAACACCCGUGUGGAUGUGUCAUCGUCCUCCAUUGCUCUAAAGGACCAAAAUGGGAGUUUUGUCAGCACACUCAGAAUGGGCCUGUACAAGGACAAAAACUACACCACCCCUCUCAUCAUCCCACCCCUGGGUGUCGAGCUGAGAACAGACAUCUAUGUGCAAGUGAUAGCCACCAAUAUGACAGAGCAAUACUUUGUGCUCCUGGACCGCUGCUAUGCCUCAGUGUCUCCUCAUCCUACCAAUUCCACCUUCUUCAACCUCUUUGUCGCGUGUUCCAUAGAUCCUCUAACCACGAUGUUGGAGAAUGGGGACAGCCAAAGGGCACGUUUCUCCUUCAAGGCUUUUCGCUUCAUUGAGCAGCAGAAUGAGACCGUCUCCACCUACUAUCUCCACUGCAUCACCCGCCUAUGUGAACGCUCCACCUGCAGUAGCUUUAAGCAGUGUAACAAUGGCAGGAGGAGGAGGGACACAGCCAGUGUGCUCCAGGAUGGCAUCAGUCAACCCUCUCUGCUCACAGUGGCUAUCAAGGCCAACUCAGAGGACCAUGACCCAUCCCUCAAAGAAAAGACCAAGGACCAGCAAGAAAACCAGAGUGCAGCUGUGGGUCUGGGGGUGGCUGUGGCAGUCCUUGUUGUUGUCGGUGUGGCGGCCAUGUUAUUAGCAAUAUCCUUGUACCGGAAACUACGGCGACUGAGUUAG
Boleophthalmus pectinirostris (great blue-spotted mudskipper) is the source of this 1185-nucleotide messenger RNA. Its product is annotated as zona pellucida-like domain-containing protein 1. The record is from RefSeq and is a predicted model, not a curated record. Gene Ontology annotation, cellular component: cell surface. The transcript is spliced from 10 exons. The coding region runs from base 1 to 1185 and encodes 394 amino acids. NCBI's taxonomy places the organism in Eukaryota, Metazoa, Chordata, Actinopteri, Gobiiformes, Gobiidae.